CAUGGCUCUGGCUGACGCGGAACGCGGGUCCAGCGGCGCCGAGUCCGGCUCCCCGUUCUCCGACAUCAUCGAGCUGAACGUGGGCGGACAGGUUUAUGUCACCAGGCACACAACUUUAGUGGCCGUGCCAGACUCAUUACUAUGGACCAUGUUCAGCAAGAAGUCCCCCAAAGACUUGGCGAGAGACAGCAAGGGGCGCUUCUUCUUGGACCGGGACGGGUUCUUGUUCCGUUAUAUUCUAGACUACCUUCGGGACCUCCAGCUGGUCCUGCCGGACUAUUUCCCGGAGAAGAGCCGGCUCCAGAGGGAGGCUGAGUACUUCCAGCUGCGGGAGCUUUCCAAGCGUCUGAUUCCCAGAAUGAGCAAAGAGAAUUCAAUCAGCGAGGAGAUCUGCCAGAGUGACACGGAGGAGGGCGCCCCCCCGAGCAGCCUCGGCUCCUCCGGAGGCGCAGAGACUCAGUUAUUACGCACGGCACCCGCGGCCGGUGGCGUCUCCCCCUCGCUGGACCCGCGGAAGUCGGGCUACAUCACAGUCGGGUACCGGGGCUCCUACACCAUCGGCAGAGACAUCCAGACCGACGCCAAGUUCCGGCGGGUGGCGCGCAUCACCGUGUGCGGGAAGACGUCCCUGGCCAAGGAGGUGUUUGGGGACACUUUGAACGAGAGCCGGGACCCGGACCGGCCCCCGGAGCGGUACACGUCCCGGUACUACCUCAAGUACAACUUCCUGGAGCAGGCUUUCGAUAAGCUGACCGAGGUGGGCUUUCACAUGGUGACCUGCAGCUCCACGGGGACGUGCGCGUACACAAGCAAUGACCCGAACGAGGACAAAAUCUGGACCAGCUACACCGAAUAUGUCUUUUGUAGGGAAUAACUGAGAAAUGCUCCAAAAUGACGAGCUCGCCUGGCUGACAGGACGCAACUUCGGUGUCUGGUGGUGACCACUGCAUAUUGGAGUGAAUAGGAAUCUCAUAAUCUAUAGGAAGAUGUACUAAAAAAAAAAAUGAAAUGUUGGAUUUACUUAAACAUGUUGACCCAUGUCAAGUGGUUCAACAAAGCUGUGUUGAGUAAAUUCUGACGACAGAACAAUAAAUCAACAUAGAACCACAUGACAACGUUUUGAAAGGAAAUCCAACAUUUUAUUUUAUUUUUUUGCACUUGCUGUCUUAAUAGUUAAAAAGUUUACCAGAGGCCAGUGAACGGCAGCUAUAGUCAUGAGUCUGUAUAUUUAUAUUUUGCCUUUCAGAAAACUGUUGCUCCGUAACACACCCCAAGAAAAACAGCCUAAGAAGUGAAGAAGAGCUGACAGGUGGGUGCAAAGUUCCACAAACAAGAAUAGACCCCCCCCUUUUCUCCCACCCGCCAACAUAAUUUGACUCUAAAGAAAAAGGGAGAUUAUGCCAGUCACGUUUCCAAAAAGACAAAAGGGAAGUAUUACUGCACAAUUGAUCCUUGAAUUGACACGGACAUCAGAAACACCACAAGACAUCGUCUUACAAAGCGGCUGGUAGCUGCAGGACCGUCCCGCUCAUAUCUGACCCAGUCAAGUGUGCAGCGGAUGGCGUUGAACGACACUAGAGCCCCACCGUUGCAAGUGUUAAUGUAAUCACAGUUACUAGUCAGUGUUGAUUUAAUCUCGAGGUUUGCUUGAACCAGGUUUUGGGUUUGUUUCUUUCUGCAGCAGAUUGCUAUGGUAUGCACUUGCUUUGUAGCAUUGUAUUUGUUAACCCGUUCAAUGAAAUAAAAUCUUCU
This is a messenger RNA of Lampris incognitus (smalleye Pacific opah), 1752 nucleotides long. It is a transcript of the gene kctd12.1, whose product is annotated as potassium channel tetramerisation domain containing 12.1. The coding region runs from base 2 to 874 and encodes 290 amino acids. Lineage: Eukaryota; Metazoa; Chordata; Actinopteri; Lampriformes; Lampridae. Gene Ontology annotation, molecular function: protein binding. The record is from RefSeq and is a predicted model, not a curated record. Gene Ontology annotation, cellular component: presynaptic membrane; postsynaptic membrane. The transcript has a single exon. Gene Ontology annotation, biological process: regulation of G protein-coupled receptor signaling pathway; protein homooligomerization.